Hypanus sabinus (Atlantic stingray) is the source of this 5374-nucleotide messenger RNA. RefSeq names its product cyclin dependent kinase 8 (gene cdk8). The record is from RefSeq and is a predicted model, not a curated record. Bases 2616 to 3524 code for a protein of 302 amino acids. Gene Ontology annotation, molecular function: ATP binding; RNA polymerase II CTD heptapeptide repeat kinase activity; cyclin-dependent protein serine/threonine kinase activity. NCBI's taxonomy places the organism in Eukaryota, Metazoa, Chordata, Chondrichthyes, Myliobatiformes, Dasyatidae. Gene Ontology annotation, biological process: protein phosphorylation. Gene Ontology annotation, cellular component: mediator complex; nucleus. The transcript has 8 exons.
UUAUGAAAUGUUACUAUAUUCCAUGUUGUAACUAACUUGGAAGUGGUUGCUGUAACCAAGACCAGAGGUUAUUUAAAAACUUAAAAUGUCAAGAGUUCGAUUGUAUUGGCUCAUUUUGUUUCCUAUGUAAAGAAUUGUAUCUCAAGCAACAGAUCAGCCAACUUCAGUUCUCGUACGUAGGUAGCUCAAUGGGAAAAUAAAAUGCAUUUGCCUCCUUUCCUGUCCUGGAUGGCAUCCAAGCUGUGGAAUUUCCUGAUUUUGAUGAUUCAUAAUUGCAUUCAAAAUAGGAAAGGAUGCUGAUCUGUUAGGUUUGUCUGGAGCUGUUACUUUUGCUAAGGCAAAUCCCUUCUGAGUGUAUAUCCACUACAGAAUGAAAUUCAAAUAUCAAUUUUGUGAUUUAAUCAAGUACUUCACCUUUUCAAAAAAUUAAUGGAAAAUCUAUGUUAGAAGUAUUUCCUUAGCCCUGAUAUAUGCACACAAUUUGAUACCAACACCUAACUAGGGGAAUACUUGUCUAUUUAAAACAAAAUUAAACCAAUUACUUUAUCUUGUGAUGCCUAAUGUUGGCAUUUUGUAGUUUAUUUUGGCAUUUUUAAAAGCUAUGUUCCAGAAAUUACAUUCCUAGAACAAUUAGACAGAAUCAGGUUUAAUAUCACUGGCAUAUGUUGUGAAAUUUGUUGUUAUACAGCAACAGUACAGUGCAAUAUAUAAGAAUAAAAGUAGUAAAUUACAGUAAGUAUAUUUAAAUAUAGUUAAGUAGUGCAAAAAGAGAAUUUAAAAGAAGUAGUGAGGUAGUGUUCAUGGGUUCAAUGUCAAUUCAGAAACCUGAUAGCAGAUGGGGAAGAAGCUAUUCCUGAAUUAUUGCAUAUGUAGCUUCAGGCCUCCCAGCUGCUAGCAGUGAGAAGAAGGCACAUCUUGAGUGAUGGGGGUCCUUCAUGAUGGAUGCUGCCUUUUUUAGGCAUCACUGCUUGAAGAUGUCCUGAAUGUUGGGGAAAAACAUAGGUUUUAAUUACAAGCUCAGUAUUUAAUUUUUGAUAAUCCUUAAUCGUUGUGGCUUAAAAGAGGCAUCAUGUAUUUGCCUAUGUCCCGUUAAACCAGGGAGGGUUGAGUCAGCCCAGAGAGUUUGUGUAAUCAUCUUGAUUUUUUAAAUUUUUAUCAGCUAUUUGUAAAUUAUAAUCAGGCAAAAGUUUGUUAACUUCUUCUGUAAGUACAUUUUAUGAAUGUUACAAGAGUAAUUUGAAAAACAAGCUGUCAUAUUUAUUGUUUGCAUGUAUUUUUAGAUUAUCUCCUGAUCAGUUAGAAGCUGCUACUAGUAUUUUAUCAGAUUAAUGCAUAAUAAUUCAAUGAAACUAUUUGAAAGUUAUAUUUUUGCCACUUUACAGUCAAAGAUUUAAAAUAUUUAAUUCUAGGCAUUUGCUAAAUUCAGUGAUUUAUUUUAAGUUCUUCAUUGCUCCUCAAUUUGUUUCAGACCAAAUGAUGCAAGAAAAGCAUAUUCUUAGCUAGUAUCUGAAGCUGGUAACUGGAAGUAUUUCAUCAAUUGAGUUCCAAAGUAUAUCUGUACAGUUUACUCAUUGUGUUCUCUCAAAAAUGAAAUCUCACCAUUCCUUGUUUUCCCAGUUUUAUUGACUUUGAUGUGUGAAUAAUCUCUCCAAAUUGAGGACAGUCAUGGGUUGGAAGUCAACCUAAAAAUUCUAACUAAUCCAUAUCUUAAAUUUGUUAGGAAAGAAAAUCUGUUGUUUCUGAGCUACUAUAAUUGUUUACUUCCCAGUUAUUACAGUUCAUUGCACAACAAUUUGGUUAAUCAUCCAUGGAUCCUGAGGGCAUAAUCAGAAUGUAUGAUUGCAUCAGUCUUACUUACUCUCUUAUUUUCUCUUAUUUUCCAUGAAAAAUUUAAGUUUGAAUAAUAUCAGUGGAUAAAACUAAAUAUUUCCUUAUUUAGGCUACUCUACUCUUCUAAACAACCAUGUGCUAGUGGUUUCACAAUGUUUCUGUUUAAUUAUUCUUAAAUAGAAAUGCUGCAAACACUUGGCAUGUCAGGCAGCAUCUGUGGAAAGAGGAACAGUUAAUGCUGUCGGUUUGGAAGGCUGCAGGCCAACAAAUGAUGACGGAUCCAUAGUCUGCAGAAUUUUCUGGUUUCAUUUCAGCAGUCCAUCUGCAGCUUUUUUAUUUUAAUAAUUUUUUCCAAUUUUUUUGAUAUGGAGGUGGAGGUGUUUAGAAUGAUCAUAUAUUCCUAUCCAAUCCUUGAUCAUCUUAGCUGUCUAUUGGUAGUUAAAUCCUUUAUUUUAUUAGCUGCCCUGUUCUUUGUUAUAACCGGCUGUGUUCCUUCAAUCUCUCCCUGCUUGCCUUCCUUUGGGUUUCAAAAGGUACUUUCAUUAUCUGCACAACUGAAAAUUGACUAAGAAAUCUAGCUCAAGCAAUGCAAUGUGAAUAAAAACUGAAUGAAAAGCAAAAUGGUAGCAGAGAAAAAAAUAUAUGACUGCUCCUGAUUUUCAUUGUGAAAUCUCUGUAAAAGAAUGAUGUACAUGAAUCAGGAGCAAAAUUGUCUUUAGAGCAGCAUAUUUUCAAGGUGCUGUUACAUAUUUGUUCAUUUUGCCCUCUGCAUGCUGUACUGAAACAUGUUCCAUAUUUGUAUCGUUCAUGUAGCGGACAUGGGCUUUGCUCGAUUGUUUAAUUCACCCCUGAAACCUUUAGCGGACUUGGAUCCUGUAGUGGUUACAUUUUGGUAUCGUGCACCAGAGUUGUUACUUGGUGCAAGGCAUUAUACUAAAGCCAUAGAUAUUUGGGCUAUUGGUUGUAUAUUUGCUGAGCUAUUAACAUCUGAGCCUAUUUUUCACUGUCGUCAAGAAGAUAUCAAGACUAGUAAUCCUUAUCAUCAUGAUCAGCUGGAUAGAAUAUUCAAUGUCAUGGGAUUUCCAGCAGAUAAAGAUUGGGAAGAUAUUAAAAAGAUGCCAGAACAUUCAACGUUAAUGAAAGAUUUCAGAAGAAAUACUUAUACUAACUGCAGCCUUAUCAAAUAUAUGGAGAAACAUAAAGUAAAGCCAGAUAGCAAAGCUUUUCAUUUGCUUCAGAAGUUACUCACAAUGGACCCAACCAAGAGAAUUACCUCAGAACAGGCUAUGCAGGACCCCUACUUCCUUGAAGACCCACUCCCAAAAUCAGAUGUAUUUGCUGGUUGUCAGAUUCCCUAUCCAAAACGAGAAUUUCUUACAGAAGAUGAACCUGAUGAUAAAGGAGAAAAGAAGAACCAACAGCAACAACAAGGCAAUAAUCACACUAAUGGAGGUGGCCAUCCAGGGAACCAAGACAACAGUCACACACAAGGACCCCCUCUCAAGAAAGUCCGAGUUGUUCCCCCUACCACUACCUCAGGUGGACUUAUCAUGACCUCAGAUUACCAGCGAUCCAAUCCACAUGCUGCAUAUCAGAAUCCUGGACCAAGCACAUCACAACCACAGAGCAGCAUGGGAUAUUCAACUACCUCCCAGCAGCCUCCACAGUACUCACACCAGGCACACCGGUACUGAGCUGUAGUUAUUCCCAAGAUCCUGGCCGUCACUGUGGCUAUAGACUGAACAUAUGGCUGGCAGCCUUGGUGUGGCUCAGAUCCCAAGAAUGUACUGUAAUAACCACAUUAGCCAACUCCUUUUGUUUCCACAGAUGGAGUAGUACUUGGGAUAGACUUGAAAGGAGAGCUCUAGCACAGUUUGUGUUCAUUGACAUGCUGCUUCUAUAGUUUACUUGACCUGCUUUUUAAGACCAAUUACUUUUUCCCCUUACAAUUUACAAAUUGUAGCAGUUAAAACAGUGAAUGUACAACAAUGAUUUCUAACUUUUGGUGGUGAAUGUUCUUGCUGUUUAUCAAUGUUCUACCAUAGCAAGAAAGAUUCUUCUAAACUGGUACUUGAAGAGCAGUUACGUUUGAUGGUCAAGGUAUUCAUUAUGCAUAAUGUACUUUAUAUGGUACAAAUUUCACAUUUGGCUGUAUUUUGUGGUUGGUUCACGUCUUUCAGUGUUUUACCUUUUAAUGUGUUUGCAGCACAAAACUGCAGUAUGUAAGCUUCAUAAUUUAUCAACUGAUUGUAACCUCCAAAGGACUCCAGCCUGGCAGUUUAUGAACUUUUCAUUUACAUUGUUCAAACAUACCUUCACCUGAUUCUACCCCAAUAUUUACAAACUGACUUUGACUUAAAACAGCUGCUACCCUUAAUUUUACCAACAGUAGAUAACUGUACUGAGUAUUGCAUCUGUGAUGUUUAUCCAGAUUUUCAAGGGAGAAUUACCUUGAACAGUGUUUUUUUUUUGUAUGUGUUGCUGACUUGUGAGCAAACAAAAAGCAUGUGGUGUCUCCAUGUUUUCAGCUUCUGCUCAAAUAUUUUGUCAUGAGUUUAUAAAGCUGGGUUUGUGUAGUGGAUUUUCUUUUUGUUUGGUCAUUUUUUAAAAAUAAUGUAAAUGCUUUUAUUGAGUGCCCUUAAGAUGAGUGUGAGAUGUAGAGAGCCUUAGAAUUCAUUUAAAAAUGUAACAAUUGUAUUGUACCAUUUUACAUGAAGCAAGUAUUCUGAAAAUAAAUUUUGAAAAUUAUGGUAGUAACUUUACUACUAAAAUUUUAUUAAGUACUUUGGACGGUGUUAUGUUUUGAAUGAAAAUUCCAUAGAUACCAGCUUACAAAAGUAAAAUAUUAUGAAUUCUGAAUUAGAAAACAAAAGAGAAUACUGGAAAAGUUUGAAUCUAGCUUGCUGCAAAUCUGUUUACAUAGAUAGCUGGAACUUUAAGCUGGAUAGUUGUACUGUAUAGUUUUUAUUACAUUUUGCACCGCUAUUGGUUUUCCCAGAUAUUUAAAAAUGUGAAAACUUUCCAUUCGUCACUUCAACAAAUACAUUUGAUUGGUUUACAUAUCUCUGCAGUCAUAAGUAAUUUUGUGAAUACUCUCAUAUGGUGGAUAAUAUUUUUAAGUAUUAGUUUCAGUAUCCAGACUGAUUUCUGAUGUCCCCUCUGACUGAUUUAAAACAAAAACUUCAAGGUAACUUUUUAUAGCUAUUGCCUUAAUCAUGAGUUUGCUUAUAACAUAGCUUGCCUAAGCACUUUACUUUUUUAUUCUAAAUUGGGAUUUACAGUUUAAUUAUGUAGCCAAGCAGCCAUAUUCUGCUUUAAAAAAACCUAUUUCUGUAAUGUUAUGCAUUCACAAUUUUCUUACUACCACAAUGACAAAAAAAAUUGAAGGGAUAGUGAAUAGAUGAGAUGCAGAAUGUACACUAACCCUGAAAGUUUGUCUUAGUUUCACCUCUAGGUAGCUCAAGGAUGCCUCUUAGUGGAUCAAUGAAGGAACAGCAUUGAUGCUCUCUGUGGGUUGAAGAUGGCUUGAAUGUGCAAAUUUUAA